AUGAAACGUAUGAAAGCAUGCAGUUCGUUUGAUUCUGGCGCAAGAAACGGCAAACCGAACGGUUGUGUCGGCGGAGAGCAGCAGAAUGGAGGGAAAAGGUGGCAUGUGAACGAGUUGAUAGAGGCUCGGUUCAUGCGACUACACUGGACAAGGGAGGACGGUGGUACAAGCUUGUGUGCAAAUUUUCACACACUCUCUCGCCUCAAUGGCGUCGCCGACUCAACGGCCGGAUAG
Protopolystoma xenopodis is the source of this 234-nucleotide messenger RNA. The record is from the annotation of a GenBank genome assembly. NCBI's taxonomy places the organism in Eukaryota, Metazoa, Platyhelminthes, Monogenea, Polystomatidea, Polystomatidae.